AUGAAUUUGGCUAUUAAAACCUAUACUGAAUUGAUGCAAAAGAGAUGUAACUACAAUAGAGAAAAGUAGCAAGAAGAAAAAUCUUAAUUAAUUUUUAAUAAUGUAAUUCCUAAAUAUGACAUAAAUUUUAAUCAAAAUUAAGAAACAAAGAAUAAUUAGCUGCUUACUAUUACUAAUCCUAUUAGUUCACCAGGAUUAGAACUAGGUUCAGAGAAAAACAGUUUACAAAGCGUAAAACGUUUAUUAACAGACUAGAUAUAGAGCUAAAAUGAAGAAGACUACAAUCAUGACAUAGAGGAAAAAUAAGAUUAAGAUUAAUGUUUUUCAUUUAGAAAUUAUAAAUGA
This is a messenger RNA of Tetrahymena thermophila SB210, 345 nucleotides long. RefSeq lists its product as hypothetical. The transcript has 3 exons. Lineage: Eukaryota; Ciliophora; Oligohymenophorea; Hymenostomatida; Tetrahymenidae. The record is from RefSeq and is a predicted model, not a curated record.